CGGACGUGAGUGGAAAGAAGAUGGCGGUGCAGGUGGUGCAAGCUGUGCAGGCGGUUCAUCUUGAGUCUGACGCUUUCCUAGUUUGUCUCAACCAUGCUCUGAGCACAGAAAAGGAGGAGGUGAUGGGUCUAUGUAUAGGGGAGAUGGAUACCAUCAGAAUUGUUCAUAUCCAUUCUGUCAUCAUCUUGCGGCGUUCUGACAAGAGAAAGGACCGUGUAGAAAUUUCUCCAGAGCAGCUGUCUGCAGCCUCAACAGAGGCAGAAAGGUUGGCUGAACUAACAGGUCGUUCCAUGAGAGUUGUUGGCUGGUAUCAUUCCCACCCUCAUAUAACUGUUUGGCCCUCACAUGUUGAUGUUCGUACACAAGCCAUGUACCAAAUGAUGGAUCAAGGCUUUGUAGGACUUAUUUUUUCCUGUUUCAUAGAAGACAAAAACACAAAGACUGGUCGGGUACUCUACACUUGCUUCCAAUCCAUACAAGCCCAAAAAAGCUCAGAGUAUGAGAGAAUUGAAAUCCCAAUCCAUAUUGUACCUCAUAUUACUAUUGGGAAAGUAUGCCUUGAAUCUGCAGUAGAGCUGCCAAAGAUCCUGUGUCAGGAAGAACAGGAUGCAUAUAGAAGGAUUCACAGCCUUACACACCUUGACUCAGUGACCAAGAUCCAUAAUGGCUCAGUAUUUACCAAGAAUUUGUGCAGUCAGAUGUCAGCAGUGAGUGGGCCUCUACUACAGUGGCUGGAGGACAGAUUGGAGCAAAACCAGCAACAUUUGCAGGAGUUGCAACAAGAAAAGGAAGAGCUUAUGGAAGAGCUGUCUUCCCUAGAAUAAAGCAGGAGAACAAACAACAACAACAAAAAAACCUGUGGUAAUAUUGUUUUUUUUUUCAGUUUUUGUGCUGAAUAUGGUCCAAAACUAUACACAACUCCUAUAUAGGCAAAUAAUAUAACAGCACUUUUUAUAUCCCAACAAAUAGUUUGGUGUAUAUAAAAACAGAAGACAUUUUCUUAAAAUUUCCCCAGAGCUUAUAGAAUUCUCCUACCUAUAAUUACUUUAAAAAGAAAACAUGCAGGAUGACUUAAGGAGAAUAUGAAAGCUAUUUUGUAAGGGGCAUGGGAAGUACAUUAGCAAGAAAUAUCUGAGAAUAAAAUGUCUGAAAGGUUUACUUUAAGUUUUAAAAAUAUUUAUACAUACACACACACACACACAUACGCACACACACACACACACAUAUAUAUAUUGAGCUAGAGUGUCAGUGUAUAUCCCUAGCUAUCCUGGAACUCACUAUGUAUACCUCACUAAACUGCCUCACUAAGCUUCCCUCAAACUCACAGAGAUCUACCUGCCUCUGACUCUAUAGUGCUAGGAUUAAAGGCAUGUGCUACCUACCAUGCCUGGCACUAAAUGUUUAUUCUCAAUGAAUAUUUAAUGUUAACAUUAACAAUUAAUUAAUAACCAUUACAGCAUAAACCUUUUUUUGAGACACUGUCUUAUGUAUCCUAACUGGUUUGGAAUUCACAGAAAUCUACUUUCCUCUGUUUCCCAAAUGGUGGGGCUAAAGAUGUAUAACAGUAACAUAAACUUCUUAGAAUUUGAAGUCUUCGUUUUUAUUUUCAGAUGUAGCCAUCCUAUGUAAUACGAUAAAGGAAGAAUAGCACUUGGUAUUUCUAUUUUACAGCUUGAUGUUUCUGCUAGGCAAGUGAAUCCUAAGUACUAUAGAGUUAAUGGAAAAACAUGCAGGUAGCCCAUUAUCACCCAUCUCUGUUGAUUAUACUCACUUUGAAUCAUGUAUCAUGCCUUCCUUCUUGAUUUCUAAAUAUGUAUUAUGAUAUAUCCAAAUUUGAAUCUGUGUGCAUGCCCUUUUAAGCAAACAAGUGAAUUCUAGCUUAUUUGCGUCUAAAACAAAUUCUUACUGAUCCUAAGAAUUUAAUUAUAAUAUGACCUUGAUUUUUUUUUAGAAAUAUAGGUUGUAAUAGAAAUCAUGCUUUUAAAAUAUGUGAUGUUCGUAGUAUUCCUUCAUAUGUAGCCACUAAUGCUAAAUGUGUGUUCAGAAAAAGAGUUGAGCCUGUUGCAUCCUGGGAACUAACGUAGGAACUGGGAAAAGAGUGAAAAGAAAGAAAACAGAGAGUAAUAGUCCCAACCACAGUGAUAUUUGGGAUUUUGGCUUGUAUCCUUAUUUUUUUCCUACAUUAUUUUUUUUUCAGUUUUCCAGAACCACUUGCACCAGAAUUGCUCAAAGGUCAAAGUCAAUCUUUGAGGCUAGAACCUAAAAAUCUACAUGAUCUACUUAGCUGAUUCUGAGGCAUACUUACAUUUGAAAACAAAUAUUCUUAGGGCAUAUGGAAUGUAAAUGUUGUAUUUUCUUUAAUUCUCUCCUACCGCAAUUAUUAUUUAUUCAUUUUCUUUUUUAUAGGGCAGAUGAAAAUACCUGACAUACAAUUUAUUAAACUAAAUCCAUUUUGAAAAAGAUAAAAGUUAGAAAGCCUACAUUAUAUAACUUCAAGACUUAUUAUAAAGCUAUAGUAAUCAAGAUAUUAUAUUUGCAGAAGAAUCAAUGCAACAGGAAAGAAAAUUCAGAAAUAAACCCACAAUGAUAUGCUUAACUAAUUUUGAAAAGGUACAAAUGUGAUUCAAGGAAGAAAAGACAGUCAUUUCAACAAAUUGAACCUCCACAAGCCAACAAAAUAUAUUCUAAAAGUACUUCCAAAUGUAUCAUGGAUUUAAAUGUAAUAUGAAAAACUUAGAAAAAAAAUUAAAGAAAAAAAUUUCAAGAGUUAAGUAUAUUCAACUCAAAAACACAAUUUCACAAGAAAACAAAGAUAUAUUGGACUUCAUCAAAAUUAAAACUUUAUUCUGCAAAAAAUUAAGACAAAACCAUGUAAUAUCUGAUCAGUGAAAAAGAUAUGCUUAAAACUCAAAAAUAAACAAUACCAGUAGAAAAUGAAAAAAACAUAAAUAUUGUCACUACAGAGGGUAUAUAGAUGGCAAGUAAUUAUGUGAAUAUAUAUUGAGGAAUGCCACUUAAAACUACAGCAUGGUGUGGCAUAUACUUAUCAGGACUGUUAUAGAAAAAAAUAAUAAAAAUACAAAAUACUUUUGAGGAUGCAAACUAGAUUUCUCAUACACCAAUGACAGGAAUAUAAAAAUACAGCUACUGGGUAGAAGAGUUUGGAAAUUUUUGUAAAGUUUAACAUACACUUAACAUGAAUCAGCAGUCAUACUAUCUUGGCACAAAAACUUUUACAAAAUUCUUCUUGGCAGCUUUAUUUGGAUAGCUGCAAAUUAGAAACAAAUAUUCUAAAGUGAGUAAGUUGCUAAACAAACCCUUCUUACUAUGAACUACUACUUUGUAGUGGAAAGGAACAUACUGCUAAUAUGAUGACCCUUGGGCUAUUAUAGUAAAUGAAAAACUGAUAGUCUUAAGAGAUGGCUUACUAUAUGGUUGCAUUUCUAGAGCAUGGUUUAAAUGUCAGAAUUAAUGACAAGAACAAAUUAAUGUAUUUCCAGAGUCAGGGAUUAGACAUUGUAUAGCAUAUGUAUUCUUACUAUGGUGUGACAUAAAAGUUAAUUUAGGCUGAUGAAACAGUUUUGCACCUUAAAUUUAGUGUUUAGUAUAUAAGUCUAUUCCUGUGCUAACAUUUUAUAGAUUUAUAUACAGACAAGUCAAUACAUGUAAAAAUCUAGAAGUGAAUAGAAAGUAAGAUUGCACUUUAUGAAAUAGAGUGAUGGAUGAGCCAUAUGUAGUGCCACAUGCCUACUAGGUGACCAUCAAGUAUACUUUUAGGUCAGUGUUCAUACUUUAAAAAUAUUGAUCAUCAGAAAAAACAGUGGUAUGAAUGAAAUGUGAUUAUUUUCCUAGUUAUACCUAUAUGGUUUACCUUUACACAAAACAUUGUAUUCCAAUAUACAACCUUGUAUCCUUUCUGAUUUUUCCUUUUCAAUCACAGUCAAAUUCUCUUGGGAACAGAAAGUACUUGUUUAAAUGGGUAUGUUCUCCCUCUGGGUUUUUAAAGCCUUUUUUGAGAUAGGGCCUCACUCAACAGCCAAAGCUGGCCCUAAUCUAGCAGUUCUCUUGCCUCUACCUCCUAAGUGGUAGUAUUACAGGCAUAGAAACACCAUGCCUGGCUGAUUCUUUAUUUUCUUAUAUUUUUGGUUGU
Messenger RNA from Arvicanthis niloticus (Nile rat), 4150 nucleotides. Lineage: Eukaryota; Metazoa; Chordata; Mammalia; Rodentia; Muridae. The record is from RefSeq and is a predicted model, not a curated record.